Molecule: messenger RNA, 1418 nt
Organism: Durio zibethinus
Lineage: Eukaryota; Viridiplantae; Streptophyta; Magnoliopsida; Malvales; Malvaceae
Source: RefSeq, a predicted model, not a curated record
AUUAUGGUGAGGGGAAAAGAAUUUGAGGAUGGCUGAAGAGCAAGUAGCAACAGAAGUUGCCAUUCAUGGAGACGUCUUAGAAACCAUUUUCUCUUACGUCCCUCUCAUUUAUCUUCUCCCAGCCAACACCGUCUCCAAGGCCUGGAACGCCGCAGUUUUUUCCUCCCUUCGUCGCUUCAACAAGCCCAAACCUUGGCUCAUUGUCCACACCCAGAGCAUCCGCGCCUCUCACGCCACCACCACCUUCGCUUACGAUCCGCGUUCCAACAUCUGGCUUCAUAUCCACCAAAAGCUGGCCACUAGACACGAGUCGGCUCUACAUUCCUCUGACUCCCAGCUCCUCUACACUCUCACUCCUUCCAAAUUCUCCUUCUCCAUCGACCCUUUCCAUCUCACGUGGCACCAUGCGAACCCACCCGCAGUCUGGCGCACCGACCCCAUAGUUACCGUAGUUGGCCACCGCAUCAUCGUCGCCGGCGGAGCCUGUGACUUCGAGGACGACCCUUUGGCUGUCGAAAUCUACGACAUCAACGCUCGUACGUGGGAAAGGAGCGAGUCCAUGCCUGCCACCCUAAAAGACUCAGCAGCCUCAACGUGGCUCUCCGUUGCCGCUGAUACGAAAACAAUUUUCAUGAUGGAGCAGAUGUCCGGCGUUGCGCACUCUUUUAAUCCCGAUUCUAAGAUCUGGUCUGGACCGUUCGAUUUGCGUCCUGAUCGAAGCAUUUACUUUUCGGUGAUAAGGUUUCAUGGGGACAGCUUGAUUAUGGUGGGACUACUCGGAGAUUCAGAGAAUAUAAAUGGUGUGAAAGCCUGGGAACUAAGUGGCGAGUCAUUGGAGUUUUGUAAAGAAAUCGGGGUGAUGCCAAAGGAGUUGGUGGAGAAGCUGAAAGGAGAGGGAACGAGCUUUAGUUCAAUAAGAGUAAGUUCCAAAGCUGAUUUUUUCUAUAUAUACAAUCCUGGAGAGCCUGGAGAAUUGGUGGUGUUAGAGGUUGGCGGCGAAGGGCUGUGUCGGUGGGGAAUUUUGAGGAAUGCGGCGGUGAAUGAUGGUAGCAGGGUGGCGGAGAGGUUAGUGGUUACGUGCUCUGACGUGGGGUUGGGUGAUAUAGGUAAAGUGGUGGGGUCUGGGAAUGGAAUUUUCACUAUAUUGAAAUGUUAAUCAUUGGUUUUUACCUGUUUUACCGUUGUUGAAUCAUGUUUUGAACUUUUUUGUAAGUCUUCAUCAAUUUGGUGUGUAUUUGGCAGUGAAUUUCGUAUAUUUGUUUAUUCAUUCGGGCUUCCAAAUUAUUUACCGCGGUAAAAUAUGAUUGAUUAAUUGAUAGUUUAAGUAAUAGAUUUUGAUGCCGACUGAAUUUUGGAUUACUUUGGUACGAUAUCCAAAAUUACGUUUGAAAAUUAAGACUAUGAACAGAGUUUAUAUU